Messenger RNA from Pararge aegeria (speckled wood butterfly), 4251 nucleotides. RefSeq names its product solute carrier family 66 member 3. The transcript is spliced from 5 exons. The record is from RefSeq and is a predicted model, not a curated record. NCBI's taxonomy places the organism in Eukaryota, Metazoa, Arthropoda, Insecta, Lepidoptera, Nymphalidae. Bases 225 to 911 code for a protein of 228 amino acids.
UAUCACUAUCACAGAUGAAUGUGAUACUACGUAAUAGUAGUAUCUAAUCUUAAUAAUAGAUUCAAAAGGAUUUAUUGUUAUCGCUUUGUUUAUUUAUAUUCUAAUAAAUGUUGAAAUUUCGAAAAUGUCUCAAGUGAUCUAUAAACCUUAACUCAAUAUAGGCUAGAGUUUUAACUCUGUUAACAUUAUAUGUAUCCCAAAAACAAAACAGGGGCAUACUAGAGAUGGUUUCGCAAGUGGUGCAAAUGUUAGCGGACGCACUAAGCACUGCAACUAUCCUCUCAUGUUUAUUUUUAAAAGUGCCUCAAAUAAUGUACCUAAGAAAGAAAAAGUCAGCUGAAGGCAUUUACAUACAAGCAAUGUUGAUGGAGAUUACGGGGUUUACUAUAGUGACCCUGUACAAUUAUACAAACCGCUACAGUGUUAUGACUUAUCUAGAGUAUCCCAUCAUACUGCUGCAAGUGUAUGUUAUGUUAUAUUAUGUGUUGAAGUUUAAACAACUCACAUCUGCACCAAUUGUGUCUCUUGGAACACUGAUGUAUUUUGCUACUAUACUUGGAUUUGUGUUUGGGGUAGUUCCAAAAGAACUAUUGUCUUAUUUAGUGCCUUUCUGUACACCUCUAAGUGGAUCAGCGAAAGUAACCUACAUUUAUGGAAUAAUUAAAGCGGCAAAUGCUGAUGCCGUAUCCUGUACUACAUGGAUUAUUUCUAUCCUAACAAAUAUUUCACGCCUAUUCACAGUCUAUGUUGACUCUGCCGACAUUAAGCUGAUGAUAAAUUUCUUAGUGUCCACGAUUCUAAGUACUGGUGUAUUAUGCACAGCGAUUUAUUAUCAGACAUACAAAUCUAAGGAGCCUGCACAAAAUCAAGGAAAAACAUCUGAUCCACACCCCCAUAGCCAUAAAGACUGAUCAUAUACAAAGAACAUAAUAUUUUACAUAGCACACAUGAUACAUUGAAAAUCACCGAUCAGCCAUAUUUGAUCAUUUUUUAAAUUGGUUAUUUUAGCAAUUACUUGACGCUUAAGGCUUAAUCGUAUUCGAGCGAGUUGCUGCGUUUGGUUGUGGUGGGAAAUCGCGAGUUUGAGUGAUUCUGAAGAUGAUACAUCGGCUGACGAAGACAUUUUCCGCGGGCGACAAAGCCUAAAAAUGUAAAAGUAAAUUGUUACGUGCAUUCGGUUACUGCAUUGAGCUUCAAAAAAACUGUAAUUGCAUCGUUAAGUGUUGUUAUGCGUGUGGAUUGGAGACUCCGAAAAUGUCAUCGAGCUUCCAAAAGCUACAUAACCGCUGAUCGCUGGUGCUCAAAGUUUCUUGUGCGUUAUACGCUCUACAGCCAAGGCCAAACCAAAGCGUUCACUCGUGACGUGAAAAUUUUCGACCAAUCACAAGGCGCGUCGGUUUGAUUAACAGUUGUGAUUGGUUGUAAUCAGAAGGCAAACUUGCGCGCGAGGCUAGACGCGGUGGCGUGGCCCUGCUUUAAGUUGAUAAGUACAAAAGUGUUAUUUUGAAACUGCUGAAUCCUAAAGUACCCAUUAUUAUUAUAAAUGCGAAACGUCCUCAGUCAUGUGGGACCUACGAGAGAGAGAGAGAGAGAGAGAGAGAGAGAGAGAGAGAGAGAGAGAGAGCCCCAUCACGCCUAAAAAGGCUUUCGCAUUUAUAAAAUAAGUGGGGUAAUUGGGAUUCAGUACAUGCGAAUAGUACAAGCGACGUGUGUACAAGUAUUUAAUAUACCUGCAAUACACUAAAGUAGAUAUGAUUAUAAUUUAUAAUCCCAGCAGUCGCUGGGCCGCACCAGUAGUUUGAUUGUGUAAGAUGGUCUGUUCAAUGAAGCACUUGGACUGGUUGGUGACUUGAAAACAAACACAUGUGAGUCUUGGUAAUUUUAGAAAGUCAGGUUUAAAUUCUAAAUUUUUCAACAAAAAGAAGGGACAUAGCUUGAAAGAUUACGAUUUAAGUUUCUUACACAAUCGCCCUUUGAAGUUGAUUAUUAAGGUGGCGGAGCUGGUACAAAACGCACAUGAGAUAAAAUAUCGAGAUGAAAAAUUUAUUUUUACAAGUAAAUUUUAAUGUGGAUUAUUUCCUGUUAAAAUGCUUAUAUUAUAUCAAAAAUUUUACGCAAAUUGACUACUGUUUUGUUAGUGUGAACGCCUUAUUCUACAUAGAAUAUGACUAACUAAAUGUGAAAACCUUAUUUAUCAAUUAAAUAAUUUAUAUUAAUUUGUAAAUCAUAAAAAGGCUAUUAGUUAUAUUAUCAUUAGAGUUCCUAUCCUUGUUAUUUAUUCUAUUUAUUUUAGCUUAAAAUAUAAUUUUUAUGCUAACAUUUUCAUUAUUAUUAAUGUUAUAUUGAAAUUUAACUAUCACUGUUUAUCUUAGACUAGAUUAGAAUAAUUGUUAUAAAACUGCUUAUACUAGCAGAUAUAUUUAUAGUAAUAGAUUUAGGAAUUCGAAUAGCAGAAUUGGAACUUCUUUUGUGGUGAUUUAGAAGUUUUACCGAUAAAAGUCAAUUUAGCUACUAAUUUAGAUUCGAGAAAAUUAACAUUCAAUAAAAAAGGAAAAAUGCAAGAACGAAAAUAAUUGAUUGUCACCCACCAAUUGUAUGGCCGAGUGGUGUACUGUCCAUACCAUCUGUAACCGGCUUACAGAUUCCUCUUUAAAUCUCUAAUUCGAUAUUACAAUCGCUGCUAAAGAAGUUUCUACCUGCAUGUGAGCAUUAUAUGAAAUAGUAACCUGAGCGCACAAUAUUAUUACGGUAUUAUACCUACCUUUUUAGGUGCUUAUAUUAAUCUAUGUAGAAAAAGCAAUAACUUUUUAUCGAAUGCAAUAUAAAGAUUAAAUAUAAUUAAUACACUUGUUGAACUUAGUGGUUAGUUAAAUUGUUUAACAUUGGCUUUAUUUAUAAACUUGGCAUAACGUUGGAAUAGGUAGUAGGCAGCUUUGAACACAGCAAGAACAUGUAAUAAAUAACACUGCUCAUCUAUUCCGAAGCUAUUCUACGUUUAUUAUAUUAAUAAGAUGACACUGUUAACUAAGUCUUUAACCCGCCGCUGAGAAAAUGCGUUCCUGUCGACUGUCAGUUGCUUAUUUCUAUCAUAACAAACAUUUGACAUAACCUUGUACGUGUGCAGUCUGAAUAAAGGGAAAAUUGCUUUCUCAUUUAUUUAUCAUUGCAUUUUUUGUGUUAUAUAAAAAAGUAUUAAUGUUGAUACGAUGAUAUAGUUUAAAAAUAUAUAUAUAUUUUAAUUGUAAAGUAACGCUGCUUCAAAGUGGUAUACUUAGUCCUUUUUAAUCUCGACCUUUCAGGAACGCAUUAUUUCUACGGCCGAAUUUAAAUCUAAAAUUAAUUUAAAUAAUCUUAAUCCCCUCUUCUGCACGCGAUUUUUAAUAGGUAUAGGUAUAGGUAUAUUGAAGAACAAACUGUAUGAAAGAAAUUUUAAAUCGAGGUAUAUUCCAAAGUAGGUAAACAUCAUUAUCAAAAAAAUGUUUUAAUGUUUCCAUAACUAUUUUCAAGAAAAGGUGACAGUUUAAAUUCUACGUCUAUAAUGACAGACCCUAACUGAGACAAUUCGAUAAUUAUAAAUACGAAAAAAACAAGGACUAUAAAAACUAGACUAUAAAACGAAAAUCCAUUUAUAGUCCUUGUAUCGGCGGUAUUUGAACCCUCAUCUCGCGUCAUCUAACGCAUCCGUAGUGCUUUGGCAAAUAAAUUUGUCCUACCUCUGCUGAUGCUGAAAUUAAGCUUUAUAGAUGCGGUUAUCGGUCUGAAGCUAUUAUCAGCGCUAUCUAGUUGGAACUUUGCAGUAAUGUUUCGGAAAAGUAUUAAAGAUCGCGAUAGUCAGAGAGAAGGGGGUUAUAGUCCCGCCAAUUCUUAAAUGUUGACAUGUAUUUUAAAAAUAAACAGAUGAUUAUAGAGCAUUAAAAAAUUAUUUGAACUUUACUUAAAUUUUGAAGAGACAUAACAAGACUUAGAAGAAUGAAAUCAAUGUUAUAUAAAUUCUGUUUCAUAUUGCUAUAGUGGUCAACAGCAGCCUGUCUCAGUUACAAAACCAAUUUUGAUUCUCGAUUUAAAUGUAAGAUUAUUAUGCCUAGCCUAGGAUAAAAUGGCCGGUUUUAUGCACUGUUGUAGAAUCUUGUGUUCCUUACAUAUGUAGUUUAAUAAUUUAUUGUUGCCCUUCCUACUAAUGCCUUCGAUACCUAUUUAAUGUUGUUUGUUACAAGCUACUGCUAUAUCUUAUAAUAAAUUCUUCACUAUUUA